AGUCGUCAUUGACAUUGACACACUCAUACAGUUGUGCUGCGCACAGUGCAGGCGUGCAAGUUCUUGUAUGUACAGUGCUUCGUCUUUAUUAGAGAGCACACCCGUUACAAUGAGUGAAUAUUUUAGCCUUUCAGACUGUGAUGUUAUUGGUUUUGAUUUGGAUCACACUCUCUGUCGAUACCAUUUGAAGGAGACGUCUAGGCUGAUCUAUGAGAGUUUUGCCAGUUAUCUGGUGGAGCAUAAAGGCUAUGACAAGGACCUUCUGACGCUAACCCCAGCAAACUGGGAUUUCUGUUUUAAAGGCUUAGUGGUGGACCUUGAGGAUGGAAACCUGGUAAAGCUGGCAGAAGAUGGGACUGUUUUACGAGCAACUCAUGGCACCAUUGACCUCAGCACAGAGGAGAUCAUCAAACACUAUGGCCCCCAAAGGGAAUGGAAGCAUUUCAAUAGCCUCAAUACAUCCUUCACAAGAUCUACAAAAUACUAUUUUUAUGACAACUAUUUUGACCUGCCCGGGGCUCUUCUUUGUGGUAGGGUAGUGGAUAUGUUGCAUAAGCGUGGAAAUGAGGUUAAUGCAGAUUUCUGGAAAGACAUGUUGGCCGCAAUCGACCACAAUUACAACACAUCAGCGUUUAAAGAGGAUGCUGGGACGUACUUCCCCAGUGUGAAGCGGGACCCAGGCAGGUACCUGCAGCCCUGCUCCGACGCCGUCAAGACCUGGCUCCGCUGCAUGAAGAACGCUGGCAAGGUCCUCCUGCUCAUCACCAGCUCUCACAGCGACUACUGCAGGCUCAUCUGUGAUCACGUCCUGGGGAAGGACUUUGAGGAGCUGUUUGACGUCAUCAUCACCAACGCCUUGAAGCCUGGCUUCUUUUCCUUGGUGCCCCAGCAGAGACCUUUCCGGACCCUGGUGAGCGACGUGGAGGAGAGUGAGGGCCUGCCCUCCCUGGACAAGCCUGGCUGGUACUCCCAGGGCAACUGGCCCCACCUCCACGAGCUGCUGAAGAGCCUGACGGGGAAACCUGAACCCACGGUGGCAUACUUUGGGGAUAGCAUGCGAUCGGACAUGUUCCCAGCUAGCAGCUUUGGGAAAUGGGAGACGGUGAUGAUCGCAGAGGAAAUGGAAGGAGAGGGCAUCCCGAAGAGCCAGGCUGCCAAGUCCAACGAGGCCCAAGUGGAGCCUCUAGAGAAGAAGGGAAAGUUUGAGGACCAGGGCAUGAAGUCUCCCUCGGCACCAUCGGAGCAGUGGGGUUCCUACUUUGUCGACACCCAUAAGAGUGUUGAAGGGGAGGAGGAGAGCCAGAGGCUCACCUGGUGCUGCCACAGCCUCCACAAGUACAGCACCAUGGCCAUCCCCAGUGUGGAAGCCAUCGCAGACCUUCCCCUAGACUACAAGUUUCCCAGAUUCUCACCAAACAAGCCGUGUACCACAGGCUACUACCCCAGGCCUCCAGACUCCCUGCUCAAGAUGGUCCAAAGUCAGUCCUAAGAGCCCUCCCUCCCUCAGCCCUCAGGAGAGGAAUGUGCCUCCAUGUUUCCUGUAGUUCCUCACCUGAACCACCCUCUCCAUGAAGCACAGGAGUCACACUCCCAUUUAGAAACACCAUGUGAAUGUAAAGCACCGUGAUACUCCGUCUGUCUCCUUCUCUUUCAAUUUCUAUAUUUCUCUCUCUCCCCUCCCCCCACUAUUUCAUCAUUGCCUACAUCUGAACGUUGUUAGGUGGUUUAUUGUACGUGCGUAAUUGUGACUUGCCAAAAUAAUGUAUGUUUGUGUGUGUGUGUGUGUGUGUCAGCAGCACACAGCAUAGUGUUCUCAUUGUUUAAUGUAAAAACCACCCUUUUGUAAUGAAGAUGAGUAGUUGGUGUUACGGUUGAAUCCUCACCUCUUCGGUCCAUCCACCAGUGUACUGUACAUGUUCAUAGCUGCUGUAACAACCAGGAUAAGUAGGAUCUCUCCAAACGCAGAGGAUAUUGUCUCGGUACAUUACAGAAAAUUGCUUACCUCAAAAAUAUGAUCCGAGUUGAAAUGCAACUUCAAAUAGUCACAGGAGUGUGUGUGUCCUGGCAGUCCGUCAUGUCCAGUAUUGUUGUGUUGGUUUGUGUCAGUAAACACUAUUAUACAACUACUGUAUGUAUUAUCAGGGUUCUUGUUUAACUGUAUGGAUUUUGGUCAGUGACUUGAUAUUCCUUUCAAGGUGUGUACCCUUGUGUCAGUUUGGUGGAAGGUGUUCUUAAAGGUAUUGUCCUACAAGAAAUGGCACAAUCUUGCUCUUCUUUGGUGUCGCCUUUCUCUUAAAAGAAUACAAUAAUAAGUCCUUCCUACUGUAUGAAAACUGUAAUGCUGAAUGGUAAAGAAGACUAUGCUCUUUGUUUUCUGUAUGUUAUUUUGGUCCAGCAGUACAUGUUGUGGUCUUUUGAGUGAUUGUGUAAAAAAUGUAGAAUACUUAUGCUUCAUAUGCAGUACCAAUUGGAGAUGUGCUCAAACCGACUUCUGAAUGGUUGCACUUGUUAGAAGCAUACUUCUUGUAUGACAUGUCUUAAAUAUGCUUUUGGCGUUAUUGUUCUGACAGGUAGAACUGUAUUAGCUGAUAGUGUCAGCCAAAGUGUUAUUAUUUAGGUUGCAUUGCAGCUUUAGUGAUUGUACUUCACAUACUCAUUCUUUUGUAUCUGACCUGUAAAACUUUAACCCAUUGCCUUAUGUUUCAGUCAUUAGGGAAAGUGUUCAAUGUACUGUGUAUGAAAUAAAGAUGUUCUACAAUUUUGUUACA
Molecule: messenger RNA, 2768 nt
Organism: Osmerus eperlanus (European smelt)
Lineage: Eukaryota; Metazoa; Chordata; Actinopteri; Osmeriformes; Osmeridae
Gene: nt5dc1
Product: 5'-nucleotidase domain containing 1
Exons: 12
Coding region: 68-1489 (473 amino acids)
Molecular function (GO): 5'-nucleotidase activity
Source: RefSeq, a predicted model, not a curated record